This is a messenger RNA of Halteromyces radiatus, 1580 nucleotides long. RefSeq names its product kinase-like domain-containing protein. The transcript is spliced from 6 exons. Gene Ontology annotation, molecular function: ATP binding; protein serine/threonine kinase activity. Bases 135 to 1361 code for a protein of 408 amino acids. NCBI's taxonomy places the organism in Eukaryota, Fungi, Mucoromycota, Mucoromycetes, Mucorales, Cunninghamellaceae. Gene Ontology annotation, biological process: peptidyl-serine phosphorylation; signal transduction. Gene Ontology annotation, cellular component: cytoplasm; nucleus. The record is from RefSeq and is a predicted model, not a curated record.
UUAUCACCUCCUUCAACCUUUUUUUUUUUUGAUUAGUUACCUUACUUAUUAUUGUAUUAUUAUAUACUUCCUUUUUUUUUGGUUACCAUUCUCUUUUAUAUCUUAUUUUUUUAUUAUCUUUUCUUUUUACCUGAAUGACCGCUAUUAACAACAAAAUACAACAAUCAAUCCUACCUUUAUCAACUUCCUAUUGUUUGACAAACUCUUCCUUGGAAAAUAAUCGAUCUGAAAUCAAUGAUCAAGAUGUUAUUAUUGGUGAACAAUGGAUUGUAUUGGCAAAAAUUGGUGAAGGUUCCUUUGGUGAAGUCUUUGAAGUGAAAGAUAUCAAUACUGGUCGCCAUUAUGCUGUGAAAAGGGAACCACGUUCACAUCUCUCUCAAAUCAAACAUGAAAGUAUUCUUUAUGAUAUUUUGGCUGCUGGACCUGGUAUUCCUCAAUGUCAUUGGUAUGGAAGACAUGAAGAAUUUGAUUGUAUUGUUAUGGAUCUACUUGGGACAAGUUUAAAACAGUUACGACAGUCAGUACGGCAUAUUCCUUUAUCUAUUAUCAAGGAUCUUGGAUGUCAAAUGAUCGAUAUCUUGGAACAUAUACACAAUCGUGGAUUAUUAUAUAGGGAUGUGAAACCUGAUAAUUUUUUAUUCUCGGAAUCAUGUCGAUUACCAGGCUACGAUAAAUAUGAUGAUGAUGAUAACAGCAACAAUAAUGCAGAACGCAAAUGGGAAUAUGAAUCUUGUCAACAAGUUUUUGACACGUGGAAGGAAACAAAACCAAAACUGUAUGUAGUGGAUCUAGGUCUAGCAUCUUGUUGGCGCAACUUGGAGACAAAACAACCUUACCCUGAAUGCAAAAAACGAAUUCGAAACAAAACUGGCACUGCGCGUUAUGCAUCUCUCAAUGUACAUCGUGGAAAAACACCUGCUCGAAGGGAUGAUAUGGAAAGCCUUGGUUAUUUAUUAGUGGAUCUUGCUCUUGGUUCUUUACCUUGGACUGGAAUACAAGCUAAGUCUUCAAAAGCUGGUUGGGACCGUAUGCAUAUGAUGAAAGAAAAUAUUCAAAUCGCUGAUUUGUGUUCUGGUCUUCCUAGUGGAUUUAUGACUUUUAUUGAUUAUACACGAAGACUUGGAUUUAAUGAUCAACCUGACUAUCAAUACUUACGGCAAUUAUUACUGACGGCAUGUGUACAAAAUGGACAAUCAAUUACUGCAACAACAACAACAAUUAGUGGAAACAAGACAAAACAAGAUCAUCGAUAUCAAAAACGAGGUUGGCGGACUACAGAAAAAAUAAAGAACAAGAAUUAUGAAGAUGUGUUUCACAUGGAUGAUCUUGCACACGAUCUCCCCAUUAUUUCAACAAUCUAAGAAAUCAGUUUGGUCAAAUGGUGGACGACAACAACAACAACAGCAACAACAGUAUUAUGGAAGUACCCAAUCAUCCUCUCGUGGUUAUCAAAAUGGAAAACAACAGCAACCUCGUUAUCAAGCACCGCAUCAACGUACGUUUAUAUCAAAGUCAGAUCAACUAUCAUCAACGGAAGACUCACGAAACCAACAACAUGGACUAGCCGAUCCUUGGAGUCG